This is a messenger RNA of Erinaceus europaeus (western European hedgehog), 3532 nucleotides long. RefSeq names its product bifunctional heparan sulfate N-deacetylase/N-sulfotransferase 4. The coding region runs from base 256 to 2874 and encodes 872 amino acids. The record is from RefSeq and is a predicted model, not a curated record. Lineage: Eukaryota; Metazoa; Chordata; Mammalia; Eulipotyphla; Erinaceidae. Gene Ontology annotation, molecular function: deacetylase activity; heparan sulfate N-sulfotransferase activity. Gene Ontology annotation, cellular component: Golgi apparatus. The transcript is spliced from 13 exons.
AGAUUCCAUAGAAAUCUUUGGUAUUGGAAGCCUUCAAAAGAUUUUCCUCUUUCGCUAUCCUUCUCCAGACCUGUUGCCUUCCAGUUUUGUACUUGCCUGUGAUCUCUUGAAAUAUUUUACAUGAUUUGCCAUGGUUACAUGAACAACUGGGAAGUGGUAUUUGCACCAUCUCGUAUGGUAUUCACUAUGGUGCAUUAAGAAAACUGGGGAAAAAAAAAAAAACCUUCCAAAGCAAUAUAUUAAAUUUAAAAAAAAAUGAAUCUUAUCGUGAAGCUUCGGAGAAGUUUUCGAACACUGAUUGUUCUCUUAGCUACCUUUUGCUUGGUGAGCAUUGUCAUUUCUGCCUAUUUCCUCUACUCUGGCUACAAACAGGAAAUGACACUUAUUGAAACGAAUGCAGAAGCUGAGUGUGCCAACGUAAAAAUUCUGCCCUAUCGCUCAACAGAGCUGAAAACAGUUAAACCAAUUGACACAUCCAAAACAGAUCCUACUGUCCUCCUGUUUGUGGAGAGCCAAUACUCCCAACUGGGACAAGACAUCAUAGCUAUCUUGGAAUCCAGCAGAUUUCAGUACCAUAUGGUUAUUGCUCCUGGAAAGGGAGACAUACCUCCUCUUACAGACAAUGGCAAAGGGAAAUACAUUCUAGUCAUCUAUGAAAAUAUUCUCAAGUACGUCAGUAUGGACUCAUGGAAUCGAGAGCUCUUGGAAAAAUACUGCGUGGAAUACAGUGUUAGUAUCAUCAGCUUUCAUAAAGCCAAUGAGAACAGCUUACCAAACACACAGUUAAAAGGAUUUCCAUUAAUCCUUUUCAAUAAUCUAGCUCUAAAGGACUGUUUUGUCAACCCUCAAUCUCCUUUGCUGCAUAUUACCAAAGCUCCCAAGAUUGAUAAAGGUCCACUUCCUGGGGAAGACUGGACUAUUUUCCAAUAUAAUCAUUCAACCUACCAGCCUGUACUUUUAACUGAAUUACAGACAGAAAAAUCACUCUCAUCUUUGUCCAGCAAACCACUCCAUGCCACCGUGAUUCAGGACCUGGGACUUCAUGAUGGAAUUCAGAGAGUCCUUUUUGGAAACAACUUGAACUUUUGGCUUCACAAGCUCAUCUUCAUAGACGCCAUCUCCUUCCUGUCAGGAAAGAGGCUGAUGUUGUCCUUGGACAGGUACAUCCUUGUGGAUAUUGACGAUAUCUUUGUUGGAAAGGAAGGAACCAGGAUGAAUGUCAAAGAUGUCAAGGCAUUACUAGAGACUCAAAAUUUACUGCGCACUCAGGUUGCAAAUUUUACCUUCAACCUUGGAUUUUCAGGGAAGUUUUACCACACAGGAACUGAGGAAGAAGAUGAAGGCGAUGACCUUCUGCUGAGGUCUGUGGAGGAGUUCUGGUGGUUCCCUCACAUGUGGAGCCACAUGCAGCCCCACCUCUUCCACAACGAGUCGUCUUUGGUGGAGCAGAUGAUUCUCAAUAAGGAAUUUGCACUGGAACAUGGGAUACCCAUCCACAUGGGCUAUGCGGUGGCGCCACAUCACUCUGGGGUCUACCCGGUCCACAUGCAGCUUUACGCAGCCUGGAAGAAAGUGUGGAGUAUUCAGGUCACCAGCACUGAAGAGUAUCCACAUUUGAAACCUGCGCGUUACCGAAAGGGCUUCAUUCACAAUAGCAUCAUGGUCCUCCCUCGACAGACCUGUGGGUUGUUCACUCACACUAUCUUCUACAAAGAAUAUCCUGGAGGACCCCAAGAGUUGGAUAAAAGCAUCAGAGGAGGUGAACUUUUCCUCACAAUCCUUCUCAAUCCAAUCAGCAUCUUCAUGACCCACUUGUCGAACUAUGGGAAUGACCGGCUAGGGCUAUAUACCUUUGUGAACUUGGCCAACUUCCUUCAGAGCUGGACCAACUUGAAAUUGCAGACUCUGCCUCCAGUGGAGCUGGCCCACAAGUACUUUGAGAUCUUCCCUGAACAGAAAGACCCUCUCUGGCAGAAUCCAUGCGAUGAUAAACGACACAAAGACAUUUGGUCCAGAGAAAAAACAUGUGACCACUUACCCAAAUUCCUUGUAAUAGGGCCACAGAAAACAGGAACAACUGCACUUUAUUUAUUUCUUCUUAUGCACCCUUCCAUCAUCAGCAAUCUCCCCAACCCAAAAACAUUUGAAGAAGUUCAAUUCUUUAAUGGAAACAACUAUCACAAAGGAAUUGACUGGUAUAUGGAUUUCUUCCCUAGUCCAUCCAACAUUACAAAUGACUUUCUAUUUGAAAAGAGUGCUAACUACUUCCAUUCAGAAGAUGCCCCCAGACGAGCUGCAUCUCUGAUCCCCAAAGCCAAGAUCAUCACCAUUCUCAUCGACCCCUCAGACAGGGCAUAUUCUUGGUACCAGCACCAAAGAUCACAUGAAGAUCCAGCCGCCCUGAGGUUUAAUUUCUAUGAAGUUAUUACAACAGGACACUGGGCUCCAUCAGAUGUAAAAACUUUGCAGAGACGAUGCCUACUCCCUGGAUGGUAUGCAGUCCACAUAGAAAGAUGGCUAACUUACUUUGCUACUUCUCAGUUGUUAAUCAUUGAUGGACAGCAGCUGAGAUCUGACCCAGCUACUGUGAUGGAUGAAGUCCAGAAGUUUCUGGGAGUUACACCUCAUUAUAAUUACUCUGAAGCAUUAACGUUUGAUCCCCAAAAGGGGUUUUGGUGUCAGCUGCUGGAAGGAGGAAAGACCAAAUGUCUUGGUAAAAGCAAAGGCCGGAAGUAUCCACCUAUGGAUCCGGAGGCUAGAACUUUCCUUUCUAAUUACUACCGCGAUCAUAAUGUGGAACUCUCCAAACUGCUGCACAGAUUGGGACAGCCUCUGCCAUCCUGGCUGAGACAGGAGCUGCAGAAAGUGAGAUAGCGCCAGAGACAAGAACCAAGGCUUGCAAGAUUCUUACACUCAGCAUUAAACAACAAACCCUUCUCCUUUCUGUCCCUGUAGUGCGCUAGUGAUUGUCAACAAAGGAAUGUAUGGAUAAAUUUAUUUCUAUCUUUUUUCAUGCAGUGAAAACUGUUAUAUAUGCACGCAUUUGGCCAGUGACUAAUAUUACUCCUUGCGUGAGCUUCGGGGGAAUAAUGGGGAGCUUUGUAGCAUUAGCCAGUUUCCAGUGUGGGAAUUUUAACAGUCUCAUUCCUCUGUUAGCUCUAAGGUUUCAGAAACGGUAUAUGUAACUAGCAACCCUAAGAGUAUGCAGGUGACAAAUAAGAAUCUUGAUGAAAAGACAAAGACUGAGACACCAGUCAAUGACGUUAGGAGUAACCCAAUAUCUGACUUUUAAGGGCUUGCAUUUCUAUGUGUUAAUUUAAAACCAUUUUUUGCUUUUGGCAUAAAAAGAAAUUAGAUAAUCCCAUAUUCUGCUUUUUUUUGUUUUUAAAAUAAUAUUUUUUUUAUUUUUUAUUUUUUAAUAAUUUAUUUCUUUGUUGGGGAAUUAAUGUUUUACAUUCAACAGUAAAUACAAUAGUUUGUACAUGCAUAACAUUCCCCAGAUUCCCAUUUAACAAUACAACCCCCACUAUGU